AUGGAAGAUACAGUUACACCUAACAUUAUUACUGAAGACGAGGCAGCUUUAUAUGAUAGACAAAUUAGGUUAUGGGGUUUAGAAGCUCAACAACGAGGAUUAAACAAUGAAGUAUGCAAAAAUCUAGUUUUAGCUGGAAUUGGGACAGUUACAAUCAUUGAUCAUAAUGUGGUCACCGAAGAAGAUUUAGGGGCACAAUUUUUCGUGACAGCUGAAGAUAUUGGAAAAAAUAGAGCACAUUCUUCAGUUAAUCGAGUUAAUCAAUUAAAUCCUCGGGUUAAAGUUAUUUCUGAUUCAAGUAAUUUAAACACCAAACCUGAAGAAUUCUUUCAAUCAUUUGAUUUAGUGUGUCUUACUGACGGAGAUCCUGAUACAAUGUUACGAAUUGAUGAAAUCUGCCGUAAAUUUAAUAAAAAAUUUUAUGCAGCAAGUACUUAUGGUUAUUAUGGUUAUAUAUUUUGUGAUUUAAACCAACAUGAAUAUAUAUUGGAACGAAAAAUAAAAAUUCCACAUUCAGCAGAAUUUCAAGUAAAAGUUUUAAAGCAUAAAGAAGAAUAUUUCAGUUUACAAGAAGUUUUGUCUAAAUCUGAUUGGUCAAAAGUUAAAAGAAUUAAAAAAGUCACACCAUUAUUAUGGGCUAUUCUAAUUUUAUGGAAAUUUCAACAAGAAAAAAAACGAUUGCCGGAUGUUAAUAAUACGGAAGACAUUGAUAAACUAAAUUCUGUAAAGGAUUCAUAUUUACAAUCAUUAAAUAUCGUGAAUACAACCAUUUUGGAUGAAUUAAUAGAAUCAAUUACAAGGAAUUCAACAGCCGAAAUAACGCCUGUGUGUGCAAUUCUGGGUGGUAUAUUGGCUCAAGAUAUUUUAAAUGCAUUGUCGCGUCGAGGAAAUAAAUAUAAUGGAUGGAGCACAGAAAAACAAUGUAGUUUUCGAACUUGUCACGACGCCAAAACCCAUCAACCUUCAAUAGUAUCUUUAGAUGCGGGAAUAUUACCCGAAAAAUAUUAUGAAAAACUAAUGAACCCUUCUAGAUUUCAAUUACGAAGAAUUUUCUUACCACUUAUUUAUAAAGAAACAAAUUUACUUGUAAAAAUUCAAGAUUUCCUUUGUUUACCAAGACCAAUAUCACCACCAGUUAAACGAUUAAUAAAUUCAUAUUUUCGAUUUGAAUAUGGAUUUCCAUCAACUCAUUCCACAAAUUCCGUCUCAAUUGCAUUAUUAAUUCUCACUCAUCUGCUUACAAUGGAUAAUAACAUGACUUUAUGGAUGAAAUAUCUUUAUUUUAUGGGACUUUUCUUUUAUUCUGCAAGUAUUGUUUGUGGAAGAAUUUAUUGUGGAAUGCAUAGUUUUUGUGAUGUUAUCGCAGGAACGAUUAUUGGAAUAUUAAUUUGGUGGUUUCAAGUAACUUAUCAAAAACAUCUUGAUAAUAUUAUUUUAAGUGAUGAUUGGUUUGUUCCAGCUGGUGCAAUUAUUGGUUCAAUUUCAUUAAUUUAUUUAUUUCCUGAACCUGUUGACAAAUGUCCUUGUAUAGAAGAUUGUAUUUCAUGUAUAGGUGUGAUUAUUGGUGUCACUGUUGGUAGUUGGAGAUUUGGCAAUUCAAAUUAUAGUUUACCAAAUGGAAAUGUUCCAUAUGAUUAUAAUAAAAUUGGUAUCUUUUUGAGUUUGGUUAGAGUAAUUUUUGGACUAUUAAUAAUUUUUACUUUUAGAACAGUAAUGAAAAAAUUCUUAUAUACGAUUUUAAAACCAAUUUAUACUUUUAAAUAUCAGGAAAGUAAUUUAUCGAUAAAAAAUUCAAUAAUUGGAAUUCACGAAGACAAUAAUUUAUCAUUAAAUACUAAUACAACUAAUACAUCAAUCGAAUCCUUUAAUAAUAAUGGUUCGGCUAAACAUGUGACUUUAAUAAAACCAUCCAAUAAAAUUAAUAAUAAUUAUAAUCGUUCCAAGUUUAACAUUGAUACUACAGUAAAACUUCUUGUUUAUUCUGGUAUUGCGUGGUUAGCCACAGAUGGAAUUCCUGUAUUAUUUGAAAUACUUGGAAUGAGUUAUGAAAAAGUUUGA
Messenger RNA from Diversispora eburnea, 2058 nucleotides. NCBI's taxonomy places the organism in Eukaryota, Fungi, Glomeromycota, Glomeromycetes, Diversisporales, Diversisporaceae. The record is from the annotation of a GenBank genome assembly.